AAAUAUUAAAGAAAUAUGUUCAAACAAGCUGCCGGACUUCAAGGUCUUCUGAAAGAUGGAUCAAGACACUACACUGGAUUGGAGGAAGCCAUCCUCAAGAAUAUUGAUGCUGUCAAGACUCUGUCAAAAAUGACAAGAUCUUCCCUAGGCCCACACGGUAUGAACAAAAUGGUAAUCACUCAUAUUGGCAAAUUGAUUGUCACCAGUGACGCUGCCACAAUUGUUAAGGAGAUCGAAGUACAGCACCCCGCUGCCAAAAUGGUUGCAAUGGCUGCCGCAAUGCAAGAAAGCGAGGCAGGAGAUGGAACUAACUUCGUCCUUACUCUUAGUGGAGAGCUUAUGCAACAAGCUGAGAACCUGAUUCAGGAGGGACUCCAUCCAAGUGAUAUUCUUCUCGGAUAUGAGAAAGCCUCCCAAAAAUGUCUCGAAUACUUAGAUUCUUUGGUAUGCUACUCUAUUGAAGAUAUGAAGAAUGAGGAAGAAGUCCAGAAAUGUAUUAGAAGUGUUGUUGCCUCGAAACAUUAUGGAAAUGAAGACCUUCUUGCUCCACUGAUCGCUAAAGCAUGCAUCUAUGCCAUGCCAGAAAAUCCAAAGGAAUUCGUCGUUGACAAUGUUAGAGUGACUAAAAUUCUUGGAGGAGGUCUCACUGACAGUCAAGUUAUCCAUGGAAUGUGUGUUAUCAGAGGAUCUGAAACUACAGUUCACAACGUAAAGGAAGCUAAGGUUGCUGUCUUCAACUGCCAACUCGAGGCUGAGAAUGGAGAUACUAAGGGAACUGUCCUUCUCAAGACUGCGGAAGAGCUUGCUAACUACACUAAAGGGGAAGAAGAAACUAUGGAGAAAUUUGUCAAAAAGCUUCAUGACACUGGCAUCAAUGUAGUUAUUUCUGGUGCAUCCAUCAGUGAAGUAUGCCUCCACUACAUGGAAAAAUACAAAAUCAUGGUUCUGAGAAUUCACUCUAAAUUUGAGACAAAGAGAAUCGCUUCCACUCUUGGAGGAGCCAUUCUUGUCAGAAUGGACGCUCCAACUCCAGAAGAAGUUGGACAUGCAGAUGAAGUAUAUACCACAGAAAUCUCAUCCACUCAAUGCACUAUUUUCAGAAGGGAUGAAGUAGACAACAGAAUUGGAACUAUUGUUUUGAGAGCUAGUACCAUCAAUGUCCUCGAUGAUGCUGAAAGAGCCAUUGACGAUGGAGUCAACACAGUCAAAAACAUGACUAAGAAUUCUGCCUUCUGUGCUGGAGCUGGAGCCACAGAGAUCCAUCUCUCUUCUCAACUUCAGACCUACGCUAAGACUCAGCCAGGACUCGACCAAUAUGCAGUUGAAAGAUUUGGACAAGCCUUUGAAGUGAUUCCAAGAACUUUGGCAGAAAAUGCUGGACUUAAUGCCGAAGAAAUCAUUGCUAAGCUCUUCUCUGAAACCGCUAAAUCUCCCUUCUAUGGUAUUGAUGUCGAAGAUGGCAAAGUAAAGGAUAUGAAAGCUCUUGAAAUUUAUGACUCCCUUGAAUGCAAGAGCUGGGCCAUUAAACUCGCAGUUGAUGCCGUACUCACAAUUCUAAAGGUAGAUCAAAUUAUUAUGUCAAAGCCAGCAGGAGGACCAAAACCAAGAGAAGCCAGGGCUCCAGAUUUGGACUAAAU
Moneuplotes crassus is the source of this 1637-nucleotide messenger RNA. The record is from the annotation of a GenBank genome assembly. Lineage: Eukaryota; Ciliophora; Spirotrichea; Euplotida; Euplotidae.